Messenger RNA from Fusarium sp. VM40, 1884 nucleotides. NCBI's taxonomy places the organism in Eukaryota, Fungi, Ascomycota, Sordariomycetes, Hypocreales, Nectriaceae. The record is from the annotation of a GenBank genome assembly.
AUGACCACCGUGCGCAUCUGCGUCUGUGGCGAUGAAAACACUGGCAAAUCUAGUCUCAUCGCAUCUCUCGUGAAGGAUCAAUUUGUCAACAACAAGAUUCAACCUAUUCUUCCCCAGAUCACCAUUCCUCCCAGCAUUGGCACUCCCGAAAAUGUCUCGACCACCAUUGUCGACACUUCAGCCCGCCCACAGGACCGACAUACACUAGCAAAAGAAGUCCGAAAAUGCAAUGUAAUCCUCCUCGUAUACGCCGACCACUACAGCUACGAAAGAGUGGCAUUGUUUUGGAUGCCACAUUUCCGAUCCCUAGGCGUCAACGUUCCUGUCGUCUUGUGUGCCAACAAAUCCGACUUGGCUGGUCAGAGCACCACGCCUCAGGUUAUCGAGGAGGAAUUGCUGCCUGUCAUGAACGAGUUUCGUGAAAUCGACUCUUGUAUCCGUACCAGCGCUCGGGAUCAUCGAAACGUAAAUGAGGUCUUUUUUCUUUGCCAAAAAGCCGUAACACACCCCAUCGCUCCUCUAUUCGAUUACAAGGAGGGCCAUCUGAAGCCUCUCUGCACCAAUGCCCUGAAGCGCAUCUUUUAUCUUUGCGACAAAGACCAGGACGGUUACCUCAAUGAACAAGAGAUGCGUGAUUUUCAAGCCCGUUGCUUUGACAAACCUUUGACCGCGGACGAUCUAGACAAUAUCAAACUCAGUAUCUCGAAAUCAUUACCAACUUCCGAUUUGGAAAAGGGCAUCGACCUACCUGGAUUUCUGCAACUAAAUAAGCUGUAUGCCGAGAAGGGACGCCACGAGACUAUAUGGAUCAUCCUUCGAAAAUACCACUACACUGAUAGUCUAAGUCUUGAAGAUAAAUUCAUUCGACCAAAGUUUGAUGUUCCAGAAUACUCAUCUGCCGAGCUAAGUCCUGCCGGUUAUAGGUUCUUUGUGGAUCUCUUCCUCCUCUUCGAUAAAGACAACGACGGUGGUCUGAACGACCAAGAACUUGAGGCUUUAUUCGCGCCAGCUCCAGGACUUCCUAAUUCUUGGACUGACUCAUCAUUCCCCUCUUCAACCGUCAGAAACGAGGCCGGUCACAUUACGCUACAAGGUUGGUUGGCGCAAUGGAGUAUGACCACAUUCGUUGAGCCCAAGACUACUAUUGAAUACCUUGCCUAUCUUGGAUUUGAGCCUCCUAAUCCUAAGGAUCCUGUCACGGCUGCGCUCAAAAUCACCAAACCCCGAAAGAGGAGAAGACGGCCUGGGCGAGUCGAACGUAACGUGGUACUCUGCUACGUUCUGGGCGCGUCAGGGGCAGGCAAAUCCGCACUACUCGACUCAUUUCUCAACCGACCUUUCGAUGGUUUAUAUCACCCCACCAUCAAACCCCGCCGUGCAGUCAACAGUGUCGAGCUGCCUGGUGGAAAGCAAGUAUACCUGAUUCUCGAAGAGCUCGGAGAGUUGGAGCCUGCAAUUCUUGAAAAUCAAGCCAAACUAGAUGCUUGCGAUCUGAUCUGCUACGCCUACGACUCGUCUGACCCUGACUCAUUCUCUCACAUCGUUGACUUGCGAAAGAAAUAUACAUACCUCGAUGAACUUCCAUCCAUCUAUACUGCGCUCAAGGCAGACAAGGACAAAACCAACCAGCGCUGCGAGCUCCAGCCUGAUCAGUACACCUCCUCACUCAGUAUGAGUCUGCCACUGCACGUGAGUGUCACUUGGGGUAGCAUCAGCGAGCUUUUCGUCGGCUUUGCAGAUGCGGCUACGAAUCCCAGCACCGCCUUUCCUAAGAGCAAUGAGGAGGGACCUGAUAGAACAAGUCUUUACAUUGCACUUGGCGCUACAGCCUGUGCGGGAAUCGCUGCUUUGACAAUCUGGCGACGUGCAGCCAACGCUUUCUAA